AUGCCCCGCAUCAACGUCACUGUCUCCUUCAUCAGCCUCUCUGAUGUAGAAGUUCGCAUCUCUUAUAACAAUCCACUCCAGACUUUUCAAUUGCCUACAAUUAUGACAUUUGCGAUUUCCGAAGCCCGCAAGCGCUUUCCCGCGUUACAACAAGACCAGGUGUUUCUGGACAAUGCCGGAGGCAGCCAGACGUUGGGAGAUGUAGUCGAUUCCAUCACACAAUAUUUGUCCAAGACCAAUGUUCAGCUCGGUGCAUCGUAUCACACCGGCUCGAUAUCAAACACGAAAUACGAAGAAGGCUAUCAGGCUGCUGCAAAGUACAUCAACGCCGGGCGUGAUGAGAUUGUACUCGGGGGCUCCACUACCCAGCUAUUCAUGAACCUUGCGGGAGCCCUUCAACUGCAGGCAGGAGACGAGAUCAUCCUUACCAAGAUGGAGCAUGAGACGAAUGUGAAGCCUUGGCUGUUCAUGGCUGAACGUUUGAAUCUUGUCGUCAAGUGGUGGGUGUCUUCCAGGGAAGAUGGGCUCAAGCUCACACCAGAAAACCUAAAGCCACUCCUAUCCUCCAAGGUCAAGUUUGUUGCAUGCACGCACGUGUCCAAUAUUCUUGGUACCAUCCAUGAUGUCAAAGCAAUUGCAGAUGCGGCCCAUGAGGUCGGUGCGCUCUUAUGUGUUGACGGCGUGAGCUUCGCGCCACAUCGAAAGGUUGACGUGAAGGCUUUCGGCGUGGACUUUUAUUCGUUCUCGUGGUACAAGGUCUAUGGCCCGCAUAUUGCUGUCUUGUAUGCCAGUAAUGCUGCUCAAAGACAUGUGAAACCCAUGGCACACUACUUCAAUCCAACAAAGACGCUUGAAGACAAGCUCGGCUUUGCAUCCUCCAACUACGAAUGCACGCAAUCACUGCCUUGCAUAGCCAGCUAUCUUGACGGCGCAUUUGACGCGAUUUCAAAGCACGAAGGCAAGCUCCAGAAGAUUCUGCUCGACUUCUUGAACACGAGAUCGGAUGUGACGGUGCUCGGCUCCACGAGCAGCGAUUCCACAGUCCGUGUACCAACCGUUUCGUUUGUGGUGGCCGGGAAAAAUUCGAGGCAGAUCGUAGAGGAGGUUGAAAAGAUGUCGAAUUACGGGAUCCGAUGGGGCCAUUUUUACUCGAAGCGAUUGUGCGACGAGGUCCUUGAAUUAGACGCCGAGGGUGUGACUAGAGUGAGCAUGGUGCAUUACAACACGGAAGAUGAGAUUCGAGGCCUAGUAGACGUGCUAUCCAAGGUCUUGCCAUGA
Plenodomus lingam JN3 is the source of this 1278-nucleotide messenger RNA. RefSeq lists its product as uncharacterized. Lineage: Eukaryota; Fungi; Ascomycota; Dothideomycetes; Pleosporales; Leptosphaeriaceae. The record is from RefSeq and is a predicted model, not a curated record.